This is a messenger RNA of Coffea eugenioides, 384 nucleotides long. RefSeq names its product putative wall-associated receptor kinase-like 16. Bases 1 to 384 code for a protein of 127 amino acids. Lineage: Eukaryota; Viridiplantae; Streptophyta; Magnoliopsida; Gentianales; Rubiaceae. Gene Ontology annotation, cellular component: plasma membrane. The record is from RefSeq and is a predicted model, not a curated record. Gene Ontology annotation, molecular function: ATP binding; protein serine/threonine kinase activity. The transcript is spliced from 2 exons. Gene Ontology annotation, biological process: protein phosphorylation; cell surface receptor signaling pathway.
AUGGUGAAGAAGAUACACGAAAAUAAGCGCAAUGAGAAGCUUUUUAGAAAAAUGUUGAAAGUGCUAAAACAGCAGUUACCUGCUGAGGAUAUUGAAAAUGCAAAGCUUUACACUGCUAAGGAAUUGAGCAACGCCUUUUAUGAAUUCAUCAACAAUGGAACACUUUUUGAUCAUGUGCAAAACAAAACCAAGGCCUCGGUUCUAUGCUGGGAUACUCGUUUGAGGAUAGCCAUAGAAACUGCAGGGGCGCUUUCAUAUUUGCAUUCUGCUACUUCUCCUCCUAUUGUUGAUCUAGACAUGAAGUCGGUCAACAUACUCCUAGAUGAUAAAUACACAGCGAAAGUGUCAGACUUUGGAACAUCAAGAUUGGUACCCAUGAUUUAA